UGUGUGUGUCUCUCUCUCUCUCUCACUUCCAGAGGAGGAGCGAAGAGGGGAGUGAAUGAGAAGGUCUCGCAGUCCCACGCAGUGAAAGAGAGAGAGAGAGAGUGUGUAAAACAGAGGGAGAGGGGGAGACAGAUUUGAAAAAAAAAGUUCCUGCCACCGGGAUAAACUCCACGGUUCACCAAGGACUCCUGAGUAAAGCCAGCUGCAGACAACACCUCAGGAUGCAGGUCUUUGGACAUGGCAUUGGGACCUGGCUUCUAGUGGGAUUUGUAGCUGUGACGUUUGAUUUCAUCAGCGAGGCACAAGCUCAAGUUGCCUCCCCAACAAGAUUAAAGUUUUCCAUAAUGUCUCAGGACAGUGUUAAGAUUACAUGGAAACCUCCUAGAGGGAGAUUUCACGAAUACAGAUUAACUGUGACACCAGUUGUAGGUGGUAAACCCCAGAAAUUAAGCAUACGGAAGGGUGAGACAGCUGUCGUGGUGGAAGGUCUUCUCCCCAACCAGGAGUACAUGGUGCAACUGUUUGCGAUCAACAAUAAAAAAGAAAGUGCGCCAGCUCAGGGGCGGUUUACAAUGAGGGCAUCACGCAGCAGAGGCAGGCAAGGAUCCCCCUCCCAAACUAAACCAAAGAAAGUAUCGGACUCUCAAGCCGGCAAUACCACAACUGAUGAAGGUUCUCAGUUUAUGUGCGAGUCGCCAGCUAUUGCCGACAUCGUUGUUCUUGUGGACGGUUCGUGGAGCAUCGGCCGACUUAAUUUCCGACUCGUGCGACUGUUUUUGGAGAACUUGGUUAGUGCUUUCAAUGUAGAUUCUGACAAAACCAGAAUAGGACUGGCUCAGUACAGUGGAGACCCGAGGGUGGAAUGGAAUCUGAACCAACACAGCACAAAGGAGGCUGUAUUGGACGCUGUCAAAAAUCUGCCUUACAAAGGCGGCAACACACUUACAGGUCUCGCUUUGACGUUCAUCCUGGAGAACAGUUUUAAGCCCGAGGCUGGGUCGAGAGCUGGUGUGCCGAAGAUUGGGAUCCUGAUCACGGAUGGCAAAUCUCAGGAUGACGUCUUCUCAUCGGCUGAGAGUUUACGUGAUGCUGGCAUCGAGCUCUUUGCUAUCGGCGUGAAAAAUGCCGAUGUAAAUGAGCUGAAGGCUAUCGCCUCCGAACCUGACGAGACACAUGUUUACAACGUGGCUGACUUCAAUAUCAUGAACACGAUCAUCGAAAGUCUCACCAAGACAGUGUGCACACGUGUGGAAGAACAGGACAAAGGGAUUAAAGAAGCAUCAGGCAGGAAGAGCCUGGAGCCAGCUGCACCCUCGAACCUUGUGGUCACCGACGUCACCGCCCGCAGUUUCCGUGUCAGCUGGUCACACGCACCAGGGAAUGUGGAGAAAUACCGUGUGGUCUAUUACUCCACCACCGCAGGUCAGCCAGAAGAGGUGGUUGUGGACGGGAUAGAAUCAACUGCCGUUCUCCAGAAUCUGAUGUCCUUGACGGAAUAUCAGAUCGCGGUGUUUGCCAUCUACACAAAGGCUGCCAGUGAAGCACUCCGGGGCACCGCAACCACACUGGCCCUGCCUGCUGCCGUGGACCUGGAUAUCUAUGACGUGACCCACAACAGCAUGAGAGUAAAGUGGGAGGCCGCAGAAGCUGCCUCGGAGUACAUGAUCCUUUACGCAGCGCUCACAGGGGGAGACACAGCUGAUGAAAAGGAGGUAAAGGUGGACAAUUCAGUUACGGAUAUAGAACUGGAAAGGUUGUCCCCGAACACUGAAUAUACCGUGACUGUGUACGCCAUGUAUGGGGAGGAAGCGAGUGACCCCCUGACCGGACAAGAAACAACACUACCACUUACACCUCCCCAGAACCUCCAGUUCUCUGAGAUCACCCACAGCAUGGGCAGGGUCAGCUGGGAAGCAGGAUCAAGGAAAGCUCUGGGCUAUCGUGUCAUGUACGUGAAGACUGAUACCACUGCGAUGGGCAUGGUUGAAGUCGAAGACGCAACACCGAUUUUCUUAACAAACCUGACAUCACUUACGGAGUACACAGUUGCAGUCUUGGCAAUCUAUGAUGAGGGGCAAUCAGCCCCACUGACAGGCAGCUUCACCACAAGGAAUGUUCCGCAGCCUUUGUCCUUAAGGAUCAGUGAUGUUUUUGAGGAAGAAUUCAGAGUUAGCUGGAAUCAUGCUGCUGAUGAUGUUACCUUAUACAGACUGGCAUGCACUCCCUUGAGUGGUGAAGAGGCAAAGGAGUUUGUGUUCAGCGGGGCUACAGACACGGUGGUUCUUGAUCAUUUACUGCCUGGGAUGGAAUAUGAGGUGUCUCUAUCUGCAAUUUACAGCGAUGAGGCAGAAAGUGAAGUUAUUACAGCCCUUGAAACUACACUUCAGCGAAUAAUCACAACAACUCCAGCCACCACAACAACUCUUCGUCCAACUACAGUAGUAAUCCGAUCUGGAAUAAGGAACCUGGUCUUGGAUGAUGAGACCACUUUCAGUCUGCAUGUCUCGUGGGAGCCUGCCGAUGCCUUCAUCACCCAGUACAGAGUGUCCUAUGUAUCUUUGAAGGGGGAUCGAGCGGAAGAAGGGGUAAGCAUGGUGAUGGUUCCAGGGAGGCAGAAUGAUCUCCUACUCCAGCCUCUGCUCUCGGACACGUCGUAUCGAAUUACCGUGACACCGAUCUACGCCGACGGAGAAGGGAGCGGCCGCGCAGUUACUGGGAAGACGUUGGCGCUCUCUGGCCCGAUAAACCUGCACGUAUCGGAGGAAUGGUACAACCGUUUCCGGAUUAGAUGGGACGCCCCACCAUCACCGACAAUGGGCUACAGAGUGGUGUACACGUCGGCCUCUGCCCCUGGGCCAACUCUGGAUACCUUUGUGGGAGAUGACGUGAACACAAUGUUUAUUCUUAACCUACUCAGCGGAACCGAAUAUAUCGUCAAGGUGUUUGCAACCUACCCCACGGGUUCUAGCGAGCCGCUGACAGGAAGAGCCAAGACACUGUAUCUUGGUGUGACGAAUCUUGCCACGGAAGAUGUUCGGAUGACAAGCAUGUGCGCUCGCUGGCAGUUUCAUCGACACGCCACCUCCUACAGAGUAGUUAUCGAAUCACUCAGAGAUGGAAAGAAGGAAGAGGUGAUUGUUAAUGGAGGGACAUCUCGUCACUGCUUUUAUGAUCUCAUCCCAAACACCAAGCACAGGAUCAGUGUGUACACCCAGCUGCAGGAGAUGGAAGGUUUGGCUGUGAACAUACUCGAAGCAACUGUUCCAGUUCCGACGGAGCCACCAACUCCUCCUCCAACAACCGUCCCGCCGCCCACAAUCCCACCGGCUCGGGAGGUUUGCAAAACUGCCAAAGCUAAUCUGGUCUUCCUAGUGGAUGGAUCGUGGAGUAUUGGGGAUGAGAACUUUGACAAGAUCAUUGGUUUCUUGUACAACACCAUUGGAGCUCUGUAUAAGAUUGGACCGGAUGGGACUCAGGUUGCAAUCAUUCAGUUCAGCGAUGAUCCCAGAACAGAAUUUCAACUCAACUCGUACAAUGACAAGGAGAUUCUCCUCAACGCUGUCGAACGCAUUAGGUACAAGGGUGGAAAUACAAAGACAGGCAGAGCCAUAAAACAUGCCAAGGAUUCUGUGUUCACAGUCGAAGCAGGAUUACAGAGAGGCAUUCCCAAUGUCCUGGUGGUCAUUACAGAUGGUCGAUCUCAAGAUGAUGUUGUCAAGACUUCCCAAGAGAUGCAGUUGGAAGGAUUCACUAUCUUUGCGGUUGGUGUUGCUGAUGCCGAUUAUGCAGAGCUGAUGAACAUUGCCAACAAGCCCAGCAACAGGCAUGCCUUCUUCGUGGAUGACUUUGAUGCCUUCAAGAAGAUUGAGGACGAGCUUGUUACCUUUGUCUGUGAGACAGCCUCUGCAACUUGUCCAUUGGCCCUCAUUGGAGAUAGCAGCCUUGCAGGGUUUAAAAUGAUGGAGAUGUUUGGGCUGGUUGAGAAGGAGUAUGCUUCUGUCGAAGGAGUGUCAUUGGAAUCGGGCUCAUUCAACAGCUUUCCGUGUUUCAGACUGCACAAGAAUGCUCUGGUUUCACAACCCACAAGGAAUGUCCAUCCCGAGGGGUUGCCAUCGGACUACACUGUCACCUUCCUCUUCCGCCUGCUGUCUGACACUCCGCAGGAACCCUUCGCCCUUUGGGAGGUCCUCAACAAGCAGAGCGAGCCCCUGGUCGGGGUCAUCUUGGACAAUGGCAGGAAAGCUCUCACCUACUUUAACUACGAUUAUAAGGAUGAGUUCCAGACCGUCACCUUUGAUGAUCCAGAAGUCAAGAAGAUCUUUUAUGGAAGCUUUCAUAAGGUGCACGUGGUAAUCACCAAAACCCACGCAAGGCUGGUGGUGGACUGCAAGCAAGUGGGGGAGAAGUCAAUCAAUGCGGCAGGAAACAUCAGCACCACUGGGUUGGAGGUACUGGGCCGGAUGGUGCGCUCCCGGAGCCCGAGGGACAGCUCGGCAUCGUUCCAAUUGCAAGGGUUUGACAUUUCCUGUUCCACGUCCUAUGCAAGCAGGGACAAGUGCUGUGAACUUCCUGCACUGAGAGAUGAAGCCAAUUGCCCAGCUCUUCCUCAUGCCUGCACUUGUUCCCAAGACAGCAAAGGACCUCCUGGACCCCUGGGUCCCCCGGGUAACGCAGGUUUACGAGGCCAAAGAGGUGUGAGAGGAGAACAAGGUCCAAGGGGACCUGAUGGUCAGAGGGGGGUGAUCGGCCUGCCGGGUCCGCAGGGUCAGCCUGGGCCCCAGGGACCGAGCGGACAAUCCAUUCAAGGCCUUCCGGGGAGCGCUGGUGAAAAGGGUGAGAAAGGACAGAGUGGCCCCGCUGGUCACCAGGGUCUGUCGGGUCCUCGAGGACUCUCGGGACGAGAUGGGCCACCAGGUCAAAGGGGUUCUGUGGGUAAAGAUGGACCUUCAGGGCUACCAGGCUCACCUGGGCCGAUGGGAAGUCCAGGAGUCCCUGGUUCCCCUGGAGCUGCAGGAAGUCCCGGUUCCCAGGGCCACAUCGGACCUCCCGGUGCUCAGGGUCUGAAAGGAGAGAGGGGCCCGAGGGGAGACGUCCAGUCACAGAGUACAGUCCAUGACAUUGCUCAGCAAGUGUGUGAGCAGCUCAUCCAGAGCCACUUAUCAAGAUACAACUCCAUUCUCAACUCCAUUCCCAGCAACUCCGUCCAAGUGCGGGCUGUUCCAGGGCCUCCCGGAGACACUGGCCGUGACGGAACAGCAGGUCCAGCAGGAGAACCCGGACCUCAGGGCCGGCCAGGAUUCCCCGGCACGCCGGGAAUACCAGGUCGACCAGGAGAAAGAGGUUCGCCGGGCGAAAAAGGAGAGCGGGGAUCUACUGGGUUUGGUAAACAGGGCCCAAGAGGAACUCCAGGAACUCCAGGCCCUCAGGGGGAGGGCCGGAGUGGGAGCCAAGGACCACCAGGUCCCCCAGGGCGGCAAGGCAGCUUGGGACGUACUGGAUCCUCUGGACCAAGAGGACAGCCUGGCCCAUCAGGCUACUGCGACCCUUCUUCAUGUGCUGGCUACAAUGUUGGAGAUGGGGCGUAGGUAAAUCAAUUAAACUACGCUGCACUUGUAAGUAUGGCAUCAGCCGGAAUGCAUGAAGCUCUCCAGCUUUGCAAUGUCCUACUUUCUUUGUUCUGAAUUCAUACUAAACUUCAAUUCCUCUACUAAACUGGACAUUUUAUUAAAAACAGCAGCAAGGGGAUAAAAGACAAAGAGCUUACAGCUACUGUGAUAAUUAAUGAAAUACACCCUCUCGUGUGAAAGAGGUAAAUAGUAUUGAGUCAUAGAAACAUAGAAAAUAGGUGCAGGAGGAGGCCAUUCGGCCCUUCGAGCCAGCACCGCCAUUCAUUGUGAUCAUGGCUGAUCAUCCCCUAUCAAUAACCCGUGCCUGCCUUCUCCCCAUAUCCCUUGACUCCACUAGCUCCAUAGAGCUCUAUCUAACUCGCUCUUAAACCCAUCCACUGACUUGGCCUCCACUGCCCUCUGUGGCAGGGAAUUCCAUAAAUUCACAACUCUCUGGGUGAAAAAGUUUUUUCUCAUCUCAGUCUUAAAUGACCUCCCCUUUAUUCUAAGACUGUGGCCCCUGGUUCUGGACUUGCCCAACAUUGGGAACAUUUUUCCUGCAUCUAGCUUGUCCAGUCCAUUAAAGAACAACAGAUAUAGAAAAACGUUAAGCAUUAUGUGGUUAACCAAACACAGAUAAGAGACUCAUAACAGCAACCUGCAACCAGUUGGACUUCAAAUGAUUUUAUGUGACAAUUUUUUUAUUUUUUUUUGUGGUGGCAUAGAAAAUAGGAGCAGGUGGAGAUCUUUCGGUCCUUCGAGCCAGCACCAAUAUUCAAUAUGAUCAUGGCUGAUCAUCCAAAAUCAGUACCCAAUUCCUGCUUUCUCCCCAUAUCCCUUGAGUCCGUUAGCCCUAAGAGCUAUAUCUAACUCUCUCUUGAAAACAUCCACUUUAGCACAAGAUUGAGGCAAUGCUAUUGAAAAUGGGAAAAUAAAAAAACAUCAUCCCUUAGGCUGCUUGUUUCAAAACAAAUGUGUCGUUUAUAAUUCUGCCUUCUGCUUACUUGUGUUUGUGUUUUUUUUAUACUGACUGUUAAAUGGGUUUGUUUUUCCUUAUCUUCUCUUCCAUACCAAUCCCAACUAUUCCGGCUCAAA
Leucoraja erinaceus (little skate) is the source of this 6701-nucleotide messenger RNA. RefSeq names its product collagen, type XIV, alpha 1a (gene col14a1a). Gene Ontology annotation, cellular component: interstitial matrix. The record is from RefSeq and is a predicted model, not a curated record. The coding region runs from base 222 to 5585 and encodes 1787 amino acids. Gene Ontology annotation, molecular function: protein binding. Lineage: Eukaryota; Metazoa; Chordata; Chondrichthyes; Rajiformes; Rajidae. The transcript is spliced from 48 exons.